Molecule: messenger RNA, 1602 nt
Organism: Plasmodium coatneyi
Lineage: Eukaryota; Apicomplexa; Aconoidasida; Haemosporida; Plasmodiidae
Exons: 1
Coding region: 1-1602 (533 amino acids)
Source: RefSeq, a predicted model, not a curated record
AUGAAUAAAAAUAAAAGCAAAAAUACAAGCGCCACAAUACGAAAGAAGCUCCAAGAACGAGCCCAGGAGGGGCGAAAAAAUGACAACAAAAUUCACAACCAAGUUCACAAGUUGAUAAAUAAAGAAAUAAUAGUCGAUUAUGACACUAAUGAAAAGGUGAAUGCGAAAUAUAUUUUGAAUAAAUAUUUAAAUAUAAUUACCCAUUUGACCAAGGAAAAUAUAAAUUUAAAAAAAAUCAUAGAAAAAUUAAAACUACAAAAUGACAAAAAUGAAAGUACACUCAGUAAAUACGAACAUGAGUUGAAAACAAAAAAUGACAUCAUCAGGAAAAUAACGAAUAAAUAUGGCGCACAUAUUUUGGGCGAAGAUUUUAAUGGGUGUAAUGUCCCUGAUGAGGAGGUACAGGGAAGACACCCCAUUAUUCAGGAAGACAUGACCGUGCUGAAAAGGGUUAAUACGAGCUUGCCAAUUGGGGGAGGAACAAAUUAUUUUCCCCAUGGUGGGGAAAAUGAUCAAAUAGGAUACUCCUCAAACUGUUGUAGUGUCAUCAACGCGGGGGCUAAUACACAGGGGGGAAACAAAAUUGGGGGGUUCACAACGGGGAACUCGCCAUCCAGUCGUAAGGUCAAUCACCAGAGUGACCAUGCAGAAGGGGUAAACCGCACCAAUAAAAUGACAGUUCCAAACAUGUGUCAAGACAAAAACGUUCCGCAUGAAGACGCAAACAGAACUAUGCUUGGUGAAAAAAGAGGGUUAACAAAUUUGACCAACUACAGGGAUAAAUUCACAUGGCAAGAAAAAACAAUAAAAAAUGAAAUACCACUUUUUAAGGCAAAAAAUUCAAAUCUGUACUUACACGGACAGAGCAAAUUACAAAAUAAUGAUAACUGCCUUGAUGAAUUGAAUUGCCUCAUAAAUAGCCCCCCCAGUGAUGCCCACCUUAGCGACGUUAAAAUUGUCCCACAUGGAGGAAGACGCCUUGAGGAAAUUGAAAGGUAUCAUAAAAAAUGCCAGGAAGAAUAUAAAAAUGUACAUACCCCAAGUAAUUUUAUCGAUAAAGCAAACAGUUUAAUCAGCGUCCUCACAGAAAGGAACAUGUGUUCAAGUGCCACUCAGGAGAAAAACCCAAUUGGGAAUGCUCCACCAUACUUGUGUGACGAUUUGUUAAAAAUGAGAAGUUUCCCUACAAUGAGAAGUGAUGAUCAUGAGGAAGAAAGGUCUGAAGAUAAAUAUAGCAAACGGGACGAGUUACUUUCCAGCGGGGAAGAAAAACAAGCUGGUUGUACGGAUAGAACGGUGGACGUGCAUGCGGAUCGUAUGCCUGCUGGCAGUCCCCACAAUGUGCCUGUUGUGAGUAAAAUGGCCACUGCGGUCAUGCAAAGGGAUAGCGAAGAAGAGGCAAACCAUGACACGUUUCAGACCCAAAUGGAUGCUGAAGUUGCGAAUGCGAAGCGCGAAAAUUGUAACGUGGAGAAUUCGAGUCCACCUGAUAAGAAAGGUGUUCACGACGAUCUGGAGGAUGACAAUUAUGAGGACCUGGAAAAUAUUAUGUUUACAAUAUUGAAGCUGAGGAAAAAAGGGGUAGCAAAAAUGGGUAGCUAA